AUGAGCGCCGCACUAGCGGUCUUGCCUCCACUUGUGGCCACAAAAUUAGCAAUCAUCAGAAGCUUUCUAGUGACGCCGCCGCCGCUUCUUGCUCUUCCGUGCACCAGCACUCAUCACCCCCACACCUUACACCUGCGUGCACCAGCUCUCAUCACCCCCACACCUUGCACCUCCGUGCACCAGCUCUCAUCACCCCCACACCUUGCACCUCCGUGCACCAGCUCUCAUCACUCCCACACCUUGCACCUCCGUGCACCAGCUCUCAUCACCCCCACACCUUGCACCUCCGUGCACCAGCUCUCAUCACCCCCACACCUUGCACCUCCGUGCACCAGCUCUCAUGACCCCCACACCUUGCACCUCCGUGCACCAGCUCUCAUCACCCCCACACCUUGCACCUCCGUGCACCAGCUCUCACCACCCCCACACCUUACACCUCCGUGCACCAGCACUCAUCACCUCUACACCUUGCACCUCCGUGCACCAGCUCUCAUCACCUCCACACCUUGCACCUCCGUGCACCAGCUCUCAUCACCACCACAAACACCUGUCCACCCAACAGUUCCACUGACAAUAUAA
Molecule: messenger RNA, 579 nt
Organism: Procambarus clarkii (red swamp crayfish)
Lineage: Eukaryota; Metazoa; Arthropoda; Malacostraca; Decapoda; Cambaridae
Source: RefSeq, a predicted model, not a curated record